This is a messenger RNA of Colletotrichum karsti, 1392 nucleotides long. RefSeq lists its product as uncharacterized. NCBI's taxonomy places the organism in Eukaryota, Fungi, Ascomycota, Sordariomycetes, Glomerellales, Glomerellaceae. The record is from RefSeq and is a predicted model, not a curated record. The coding region runs from base 1 to 1392 and encodes 463 amino acids. The transcript is spliced from 4 exons.
AUGGUUUCGCUAGCUUUCAACUUGAAGUUCACGUACUGGGCUGCCCCCAAGCAUGUCCCUCAGCAUGUCGCCGCUCUGUGGGACCUCUUUUCCCUCGACAAGAACAAGGCGCAGUUGACCGACUGGACUCUGUCUAUUCCCCAGGUCUAUAACGCUGCCAACGGAACCGGCUCAGACCAGAUCAAGUUGGUGACUUUCGCAGUCAGGUUCACCCACAAGACAGUCACCUACGACGACGUGAAGCAGGCCAGGACCGUCUUCGAGAACGCCUGCAAGACCUGCGCCGCCAUCGUUUGGAACUUGCCGUCUUCGCAUGAAUCCCUUCCGGGUCUUCUCCGCUUCGAUCACAUCUUGCGAUGCAUCUUCGCUCUGCAGAACAACCCUACCAGCACCUCUGGCUUCUGGGGUGAGUGGGGGCUGAUCUCGGUCUACCACCGAUGCACAUCGCCCGAUGAUGGCAGUCCUCUGGCCAUGCUUGACAAGUUCAUGGAGUACCAAGAGCGCAUGCCCAAGCGAAACAACAAGAUCGAGGCCGGGCCCUCCAAGAACGGACUCGGAAAAAUCAAGACCUUGACUGCCGACGCUGGCAAGAACUACAAGCUCGUCAAGAAGGAUUCUUCUCGUCUGAUCCGCAGCCAAUCCGCAGUUGAUGCCCAGGGCUUCAACAGCACCGUCCACGCAGCUGUCCAGCGCCACUGCGAUGUUCUGGAUUGCAUGGAGGCCACCGAUGCCGCCAACGGCAGACUCGCCAUGCUACUCGGAGAGCUUGCCAACAUGACUGCCUCAUUCAUGGCGAUUGCCAAGGAUACACCCAAACGCCCCACGCCGUGGUGGAAGAUUUUCAGCAGCGGAGACCACCUCGACAAGGCAAGCCGCUCGAUGACCAAGCUCCAUGGUCGUGCAAGCGCGUUGGAGACCAAGGCGAAACUCCUCCAUGCCUUGUUCACCGACCUUGACAGCGCUGUCAAGCAGCACGGGACCUGUUCUCGUCGCCUCGUCCUCAACAGCCACCUUCAGGCUCAGUGGCGCAAGCUUGUCGACAUUCUUGAGCAGCCCGACGCGGAUCAGUCUCAAUUGGACAGUCUUUUUGGCGCCAACAUCCAAGCCAUGGCAAACGUCAACAGGCGUGAGGACGAGUUGCUGCAGUCGAUGCGGACGUUCAAGAAAGGCGAGCGUGCCUUGUGUACGGAGGAGAGGUGGUUCGUGAAGCUAGCCUCCCAGCUCGAUGGCGAGGUUCGAAAGUUGUCGCGAGACUACGUCGAGGCGGCGAACAAGUUCAAGCAGGCAGAGAUGCGCGUCUCCGGGUCUAAGAAGGCGACGAAGGGCAAGGACAUGGAGUGCGACAACGAGAGUGACUGCAGCGACGAGACGUUGUGCGAGAAGAAGCAGUAG